GGGGUCGACGAGUUCAGGCCUAACGAGUUCAUUAGGGCUGGGGUGUUCCAUGAAGUUUGCACCAUGAACUCCUGGCCGGUGAUUGACCGUUCGAGUGUUCAUGCGCUUAACAAGAUGAAGAAUAGACGCUUUGCCGUUAUUCUCUGCCAUGUUCAGGAUGGGCUCCAACUUUCGGGGGGCAACCCUAAUCAUUUCGUUGUGGCUAUUGUCGACUGGAGGGAGGAAACGGUGGAAAACUUGCAGGGAAAAAGCAGAGGUGGACGAAAAGAAGAUCGGGGAAGAAGUUGGGGAAGUUUACGCACUGGGGAAUGGACCGAAACAUGGCAGACAGGCUGCGGGAGGAUUGUGAGAAAGAACUGGAGUUUGAACUGGAAGAUUCCGAAAACAAACUCCGCGACUAUACCGGCAACACCUGUCUGCUUCAAUGUUUGACGGGCGUUCGAUCCUACUUCGGGGAAACAACUCCUCCCGAUGGCGACCAGUACCUCGUGCGAUGGUAUUAUCUCGAAAUGCUAUUGCAACACUGGGUCGACUGCUACAACGGGGAGGCCACGUCUGCCGACACGCAAACAGCUAUAGCCGAGGACCCUUUUGCCGCGGGUCCCCCACCGGGAUCUGCCGGCCAGCACGGAGACAAAGCCAUGGUCGGGGGCGUUCCAAGCGACCGCUCUGUUCCCCAGUCUCCCCAAUCGGCCGCCCAUUUCGCUUCGGCUCAAUUCGCCCCGCCGGCCGGGCCAUCCCGAAAACGCCUCCCCAACGGCCGAACCACGGCGGCCGGGGGGAUUUCGACCGCGCCUGGCUGCAGCCCGCUUCCUUCCAGUUCUCCGCCAGAACCGCCUCUGCGGUCUAUGCACAUUGACGAUAUGGGACCAGACUUGGCCAAGAAUUUGUGGGAUAAGUUCGGGCCCUUAGUCGGCGGCAUGAUCCGCAUCGAGGGUUUGUCGCCACCUACCUCGGCCGAACUGAAGGAGAAGAUUCAACAACCGGAUCGGGCAUGGGAUCUGCUCGGUAUGGAGUACAGCCUUGACGAACCGGGCACGUGCAGGGUACGUCUCGCCCACCCGGAAGGCGGGUUCAGUGUGCCAGACUUCUCCGAUGCGGUGCUUCAAGAGGACCCCGAACGGUUCCUUGAUGACAUUUGCGCCAACCCCCCUAAGGAAGUCAUCAAUUACUACGUCGGGCCUCCGUGUACAAACAGCGACGAGCGGUUUAACGGCCUGCUUCAUCCAGGCGAGCUUGCGAAACUGGCGGAGCUGCGGCGGCAGAAAGGCGAAGAGCGAGGCGAUUCAAAGCAGGACUGGGAGGUUGCCGGCGUAACUACUCCUUACGAACAUAUCGGUCACCGGCUGUCGGCCACCUGCUUCCAUCGUGAAGACGCACACUAUUGGUCCGCCAAUAUCAACCUUUCCGGGGAGAAGAUAUGGGUUGUAAUCAAGCCAGAGUCUACGGGAGCCUUCGAAGCAUACGUCAGGGGCCGUUACGGCAGUCUCGACUGCGACCAGUGGCUCCGCCACCACAACCUGCUCAUUGGGCCAUCUACACUCCGUGCGGCAGGCAUUGAAUUCGAGGUACUAAGCGCCCAGCCCGGCACGAUGGUCGUCACAAGGCCGGGACAGUACCACAUGGUCGUUAACAGGACCCCGUCAUUCGCCACAGCCAUUAAUUUCCUGAUGCUUGGCGAUUCGCUAAUGCCCGAGGCCGCGACAAAAGUUUGCGAGGGCUGCGGUCUCUGGUUCGCAAAGGAAGAAAAGCUCUGGGACUUUGAACAUGUGGGGGAAAAUCUGCUGUCGUUAUGUCCGAAACGGGCCGCCGCUCUACGCCCUGCAGUUUCCAUCGCAUCCAGGACAUCCCCCAGCAAGAAGAAGCGGCCCGCAGCCGAGCAGACAGACACCGACUCACCAGGCAAGCAGCUAAAGAAAAAGCUGAGGGAGUUGCCACUUCCCAAAACGCUGGCGGAAAACCUGACGAACAAAAAGGCGAUGUUGCGGGGAGUAAAACAACUCCUUGCUGCCAAAGAGAUGGCUGAUUCCCCGCAAACAUCAACCGGUCUCAAAGUCCAAGGACAAUGGGCCCAACAGGCUGCUGAACUCUAUCGUCUUGGCCUCAAGCAUGAGCGCUCUUCCGCUUUCUUUGCGCUACUAUCCGUGGUUGCUUUAAUGAGUGCCAUGGAAAAAAUGCGUGCUCGCAUACCCUCUGGGUUCAAGCAAGUGCCAUCCGAGGUAUACAGCGCGGUCUUCCAACAGAUCGGCGGCACGGGCACGAGGAAGACAUUUGACAACAAGAUGAGCCGGUCUCGCAAACUUGCGAGGGUUUUUAACGACAAGUGCAGAGGUCUUUUGCUUUUCGUUUGCUUCGACAACGAUGGCCCUUCGACUAUCUCGGCUUUUACGAAGAUGACUGAUGACGAUGUUGCGGAACUUCACAUGGCUAUUGACAACGACCAACGGGCAGGUGCGCUAGCCCGCUUUGGCAAUGAGUUCUUGGGCUGUAUUUUGGAAGACACUGCUUUCCGUAACGGAGUUUGGGCGGAUCGUCCUUACCAACAACUGGAAGAGAUGGCCGACGAGGGUUUGUUCGACUUCAUUACACAGACAGGGAUCUCCAAGUAGUUUUCAUUAGGAUAUGGCAGUUUGUCACGCGAAUCUUGCUAGGACAACGCACAUUUUUUGAGUACGCGACUGUUUAGCUAGUAGUCGUGCACGGGCCA
Messenger RNA from Gaeumannomyces tritici R3-111a-1, 2707 nucleotides. RefSeq lists its product as hypothetical. The record is from RefSeq and is a predicted model, not a curated record. The transcript is spliced from 3 exons. Gene Ontology annotation, biological process: chromatin remodeling. The coding region runs from base 309 to 2609 and encodes 766 amino acids. Lineage: Eukaryota; Fungi; Ascomycota; Sordariomycetes; Magnaporthales; Magnaporthaceae. Gene Ontology annotation, cellular component: nucleus. Gene Ontology annotation, molecular function: histone demethylase activity.